CUCUUGGUCUCCAGCACGCUUUUGUCUCUGAUCUCUCCAGUAGACGGAGAGACCGUCGUCUGUCUGCGCGUCUCUCCUGAGCCCGUUCCUCCGUGGAUGUACCCGGUGCUUGUCAUUGCAUUAUCGUCGGAAACUGUUCGAGAGCAAUUACAGCUUCAUCUGUGGAGUUCAGUUCAUUUCAUGUGACUGAAGUUCGAGGAGAAUCGGAUCGGAUCGGCUCUUUCUCCGACAGAGGCACCGGAGAAUCCGCUCUUUUGGUUCGGUUCGGUUCGGUUCAGCUGAUCUUCAUCCGUUCAUCUGGUGUGGACUCAUACUCUGAGCUCUGACAACUUGAACAACUCCAGGAUGGUGUGUGUCUGCGCUGCCGGGCUGAGGGUUCUUGCGGUUCUGCUUGUGUUCUCCACAGAAUGCGCUGUGACUCGAGCCGAAUCUCUGGUGACGGUCCGGAGAGUGACCCAUCCUCCGCUGCGGCGACCUUUAGCCGAAUCCGCCCUCCUCCCGUGUGUGUUCACCCUUCCGUCCGUCCUGGUCCCGGGACACGGCCCGUUCAUCCACUGGACCCACGGCUCCGGAGCGCAGGAGAGGACGGUGCUCUCGGCUCGGGACGGGGUGGUCAGGGUGCACCAGGCGUACAUGGGUCGGGUCAGUCUGCCCGGAUGCUCUGCUGACCCUCUCAACGCGUCUCUGGCGCUUUCCCAGCUCCGCUCCAAUGAUUCCGGCACUUUCCGAUGCAUCCUCGCCCUCGGGGAACAUUAUGAGCAGGAUACGGUCAACCUGGAGGUCACAGGUGUGGUGUUUCACUACCGUUCUCCCGCGGCCCGUUACUCGCUGUCGUUCGCUGAGGCCAUCCGCGCGUGUGAGGAGAGUUCGGCAGAGGUCGCGACCCCUGAGCAGCUGUGGGCGGGGUUUCACUCCAGUAUGAACAGCUGUGCGGCCGGAUGGCUCAGAGACCAGAGCGUCAGGUAUCCUGUACAGAGACCCGAGCUCGGAUGCUUUGGACACGCAGAGUUUUCUCAAGGGGUGAGGAAUUAUGGGAAACGGGACCCUCUGGAAUUGUUUGACGUUUACUGUUUUGCCAGUGACAUGCAAGGGGAAGUGUUUCCUGUCUCUGUUCCUGAGCGACUGACUCACGAUGAAGCCUCGAAUCGCUGUGUGUCUCUGGGAGGCCGUCUGGCGACCGUGGGUCAGCUCUAUCUGUCCUGGAGGUCAGGGCUGGACCACUGUGAGCCGGCCUGGGUGUCUGACGGGAGCGUGAGGUUCUCCGUCAGCUCGCUGCGCUCCGACUGUCCCGCUGGAGAACCAGGCGUCCGAACCGUUCCACCGACAGAACUGAACAACGGGAGCAUGCGCUUCGAUGCUUUCUGCUAUCGAGACACACAGACUUCCGGCCAGACGGACCGGCCUGACCUUCGACCCUCUAACUGGACCGGACAGCUGGAUCUGGACAAAGAGCCGUUGUUGACCUCUGAACCCGCCGAGCUCUCGGCCGAGUAUCUGACGGUCCGUCUGCGCGCCGGAGACACGUCUCUGGACUGGAGCGGUCAGCUGGACUCGUUCCCAAACAGACCACAGGUGCUUCCUGAUCUGAGUCCGGGCGGCUCGGCCCGAGAGGAAGAGGACGAGGAUGAAGGUCUGUCCGGUCAGUCUGUGACUCCUCGAGGAAAGAGUUCCCUCACCAACAUCGGCAGCUCGUUCUGGAAACCCUGGAGCUACUUGACAGGAAGUGAAGCCGAGGCCACGCCCCCGAGCCUGACUGACGACAGAACCACUUCCAGAUCAGAGUGGAGCCUCUCGUGGCUGUCUGGUCCUUCAGCCGUCGCUGAUAAAAUAAUCACCUCAUUUCCAUCCACGAGUUCAGUCGUAACGACGACAGUCUCAUCAAACCCCACCAGAGACGGACCGGGCGACAUUCAGACCAGUCGACCUGCUCCGGACGCUCCGGAUUGGGUCGUGGUGACCGAAACACCCGAGCAGAAACCCAAAACCCCAGAACCCGAAGUCUCCGUCUCGACCGAGAACUACUCCCGAGAGAGUCGAGUCCCGGAGACGGAGGGCAGCUCAUGGGGCGACACGUCCCCGUCUUCCCAAACGCCGCUGACGAUCAUCACCCAGAGCACGACGUCGUCUGCCACCGGAGACACUGAGACGACCCUCUCGACGUCUGCAGCCGAGUCUCAGACAUCAAGCCUCGUCUCGACGGUUCCCAUCAGCGUAGAGCAGGAGCUGAGCCUCACCGAGACCGACGGGAAGAACAGCUCCGCUGGAGAAGACGCGGACGACAGAUGCAGCUGUCUGCACGGAGGGACGUGUCUUCCUCACGGAGAGGGUUUCCGCUGCUUCUGUCCGCAGGGUUACGCAGGAGAGAGCUGUGAAAUCGAUGUGGAUGAGUGUCAGUCGAGCCCCUGUGAGAACGGCGGCACCUGUAUCGAUAAAGAGGACUCGUAUGUGUGUCUCUGUUUGCCGAGUUACAGCGGAGACCGAUGUGAGAGAGACACAGAGGACUGUGAACACGGCUGGAAGAAGUUUCACGGUCACUGCUAUCGUCUGUUUCCUGGCAGACACACCUGGGAGGACGCAGAGAAAGACUGCAGGGAGCACAGCAGUCACCUGACCAGCAUCACUUCCUCCAUGGAGCAGGACUUCCUCAACGGUCUGGGUCAUGAGAACGUCUGGAUCGGUUUGAAUGAUCGUACAGUGGAAGAGGACUUCCAGUGGACUGAUGGGAUAGAUGUUGUGUAUGAGAACUGGCGUGAGCAUCAGCCGGAUAACUUCUUCGCAGGCGGAGAGGAUUGUGUGGUGAUGGUCACCAGAGAGGACGGGAAAUGGAACGACGUUCCCUGCAACUACAACCUACUCUACGUCUGCAAGAAAGGAACCGUGAUGUGUGGCACUCCGCCGGCCGUGGAUAACACCUAUCUAGUGGGCCGCAGACGCUCACACUACGACAUCCACGCGGUGGUUCAGUACCAGUGCGUCGACGGCUUCUUUCAGAGACACAUCCCGACUGUCCGCUGCCGACCCGACGGGACCUGGGAAAGACCCAAGAUCAUCUGCACUAAAUCGCGGAGAUCUCACCGUUAUCGUCGGCAACAUCACAGAUCUCGGCGCGAGCAUCGACGACACCGGAGACACGGAUCUGGGCACAGGGGGCGGGACUAAGCCACAGAGGGCGGAGCUUAAAAGCAGGGGGCGUGACCUCUGUCCCCGUGACCUGUGUUCCCGUGAAUCCAUGAGGAAUCACUACCAAUGGAAAGGACAGAAAUAAUAGUUCUUUUUUACCGCUGUUAAUUAGGUUUCAUUAACCCUCUAUUCACAUGCUCUUCAUCAGAGGAAUGUUUUUAAUUGGUUAUUGGUAGCUCAUGCUCAUAUUUGUUCAGCUUUAGAUUUUUUGGGAUGUGAUGCUUUAAUGAAAUACUGAACAUCCAAUCAUUCAUAUUCAUGAAACGAGAUGCUCUUCAUGCCUUUGAAUGGCACAGUAAUUAUUUGUACCCCUUGAGACUUUUCUAUACUUUUUAUUUUGAGCGUUUGGUGAAGAUUUGGUUUAUAUUGCAAAUCAUGAACUAUUGUGACGUGUUUGAUUAGAAUCACAGUGAAACCUCUUAUGGUCAUAAAUGAGUGUAUUUCAAUGAAGAAAAGCUUCAUGUUUCACACCGAAAAUGAAAGAAAAAAAAUGUUAAAUUAUUUGUUCCAUAAAGAAAAUGAAGCCUGUUUUUAAAAGCAUUAAGUUUUUUGUAUUGUGACAAUUAAAGCAUCCUCAAAUUAAGUAUCAAAAUGUUAAAUAUCAUAAUAAAUAAAUAAAAAUAAUUGUGAUAGAGAAUUAAAAAAUCAACCUGUCCAGAAAAAUGUAUUAAUUAAAAUGAGAAAUUCAGCAUAAAUUAAAUAAAUGCCACCAUGAAAUAUACUUCAAAUAGUAAAAUAAUUUAAUUAAUUGUCACAAUUAAAAAGAAAUUUAUGCCAGUGUUAUUUUAGUGUCACUGAGAUUCAAUUAUAUUUUUAUUAAUAUUUCGCAUCAGUUUAAAUGUUUCCAUUUUCAAUUUAAUUUUAGUAAAAGUUUUAGUAAUUUUUUGUGUCAUUUUAGUAGUGUUUGUUUUUAUAUGUCUAUAUAGUUUUUAUUAUUUUAGUUUUUUCAGUGCAUCAAGUUAAUCUAAAUUAAAAUUAUAAAUGUUGCCUUAGCAACUAGCUGAAAUAAAAAUGUAUUUAAUUUAAGCAAUGUAAAUACUUCAAUGGUUUUAAUUUUAGUUUUAGUUUAGCGAUAAUAACCCUGCAUUAUGCAAAAUGUAAAAUCUUAUUUUAUAAUUUUUUUUUUUAUUUGGGGUGAACUGAAACAUUGCAUUGUAAUCAGAUCUCACACAAAUUGUUAUGAAGCAUCUGAAAGAUCUGGAAUUGAGAUGAUUGACAGGUGCUCGUCAAACUAUCACCGCUGUGUUCAGCGUGAAUCCGAAUGAAUCGUUUCUGUUGACUUGAAUCUGACUCGACCUGAAAGAGAAAACGGAGCCUAGGAAAAAGUUUAUGCAUGAGCACAUAUUUUAAUUGCAUUGUGACACAUUUUAAUUAAAAUACUUGAGUGAGUGUUCACAGACUUCAUCAGAUACGUAAUCUGCUUGAUAACAUGUCAACAUGUGUCUCGGUGUCCUUCCUGUGUGUGUGUGUGUGUUAUUUGAGACAACUGCAUGCGAUUCUGUGUGUGUUUAUUGUUUGGUGUUUAACACACAAAAGUGCUUCCGAAUAUCUCACUUCUGAGGUUCACUCUCAGUUAGGAUGCUGUCUAUGUAGGGAGCAUAGGUUUGGAGCAGAUGUGUUUUUGUGUGUCUUUUCUUCUCAGUAUUGUAUGUUUGCUCUGUGUUUAUUUAUAACAUGUAUUCUUUAGUGAACAUGAUGAACGAUUAAUCCAUCAACUCACUCUUCUCUUUACUCUUCUGUAAAUAAAUCGUCUUCACUCAUUCAUUCCUUCAUAACAAACUUUGUUUACUUGGUUUUAGUGACAACACUGAUGAUUGUUCUUAACUCCGUUUUUUAUUCUGAUAUCUGAACACAUUUAAUCAGCCUCUUCAGUAUUAUAAUUAGCAGAAGUGUUAUAGAAAUGUGUUUCACACACUAACUUGAGCAUAUGUUUGGAUCUUUUUAUUAAAUCCUCAUUAAAAGAUGACUCAAACUUUGAUGUUUUUAUGGCUUCACUUCUCGUUUGUUGAUGUGUUUUUGUUCUUUAUUAAACCCGAAACAAACCAACAAUAAAUCUGAUUGGAUCAAAA
Molecule: messenger RNA, 5249 nt
Organism: Carassius gibelio (silver crucian carp)
Lineage: Eukaryota; Metazoa; Chordata; Actinopteri; Cypriniformes; Cyprinidae
Product: neurocan core protein-like
Exons: 15
Coding region: 346-3159 (937 amino acids)
Biological process (GO): cell adhesion
Molecular function (GO): calcium ion binding; hyaluronic acid binding
Source: RefSeq, a predicted model, not a curated record